Trichogramma pretiosum is the source of this 2789-nucleotide messenger RNA. RefSeq names its product protein tipE (gene Teh1). Bases 1 to 906 code for a protein of 301 amino acids. The transcript is spliced from 2 exons. Gene Ontology annotation, molecular function: sodium channel regulator activity. Gene Ontology annotation, biological process: regulation of sodium ion transport. Lineage: Eukaryota; Metazoa; Arthropoda; Insecta; Hymenoptera; Trichogrammatidae. The record is from RefSeq and is a predicted model, not a curated record.
AUGCGCGCCAGCUCGGAGCUGCUGCUCGACGCCAAGGUGCGCCAGCUGCUCGCCGAGCAGGAGGAGCGCCGGCUCAAGUUCCUCGAGCUGAGUCGCAUCAGCGCCGAGGCCGCCCAGCGCAAGAAGCUCAAGCCGAGGCGCACGUGCAAGCAGCGGCUCGUCUUCUACGCGACCUCGAGCCUGGCCCUGGCCGCGAUCUCGGGCGGCUGCGCCCUGCUGUUCCUGGUGCCGCUCUACGUGGACCCGGCCAUCAGCACGCUGAGCGCGGACUUCUUCCCCGAGCCGGUCCUGUGCACGACGACGAGGCGCGACGAGCUCUGGGGCCUGUUCAACUGCACGUGGUCGUCGUGCCGCGAGGGCUGCACCAGCGAGUACUACCGCUGCACCCACAUCUACGUGUCGUACACGCCCUGGUCGAACUACAGCGAGGACAGCGCCGAGGGCGAGCCCGACCCCGUGGACGGCGUGCUGCUGGUCAACAUCAAGGGCUGCGGCUACCCGCCGGCCGUCGACUGCGACAACUUCACGCGCCUCAUGGGCCAGGAGGGCUCGCAGUUCCCCUGCUACUACAGCCGGGUCAACGGCAGCGUCGUCAUGGCCGAGUACGAUCGGCAGGCCGAGGUCGACGUCAUACUGCACUACUUCGCGCUGCCGCUCGUCACGACCCUCGCCACCACGGCCCUGCUCUGCGUCAUGCACUGCGACUGCAGCUGCCAGCCGCCGCCCUCGAGGAGGUAUCGCAACAACAGGAGGGUGGCGUCCUCCGGCCAGCAGCAACCGCAUCAGCAGCAGGCCUCGAGGCCCGACGACCUUAGUGUGCACUCGAUCAGUACGCGAGUCGAGCGACGAAGCCGCCGACUUACGCACUUCGAGUGCGGUGAGGUCGUUUACCACAGGCCCUUAUGACGACGCGACGAGACGGCCGAGACGAUAUUGUCGACUACCUCUUGAGCCGUCUCCCUGUCUUUCUCUUUCUCUUUCUUUCUCUCCCAUUCUAUAACUUUUGCAUUUUGUACAUAUUUUUAUUUUAUUUUUCAAGCUCUGCGUCUUCUCUGGCAUUGUUGUACAAACGGCACGAGGAACAAUGGUCCAGCGGCGAACUUUAACACGACCUUUCGUGCUUUUGCGCCCCUCUCGCUAAUAGCUGUUUUAUUACUUGUAAGCUGAGAUGUAUUUUUGACUCUUGGAUGAGCAUAUCUUUUCAUUCUUGAGUGAAAAAAAGCUUCCUAUUUACGAGGAGUAAAAGGAAAGCGCACAAGCUUUUGUUUGCGUUUAUUAAGUAGCAAUUUAAAACCUUUCUUUUCAUUAUGCAAUACCUUAUAGCUGGCGCCUUUUAGACAAGCACUUUCUUUAUAUAUACUGGAGAUUUUGUAACAAUUUCUGAGAAGCUAACGUUUUAAACGGGUAAUUAGAGUUUUUACUACCGAAAGUUUUUUCAUACAAAUCAUUAAAACGACUGUCUGACCAAAUUAUGGUAUAGCUACUUGUCUAUGAGAAUAUAAUUGUCACCGUAAUAGUGGACGUGCGGUUAAAGCUCUUUUUAAAAUUUACAAAGCCAAACCCGAAUGGAACUGUUGUAAAAACUUUCAACGCAGGAGGAAAAUAUCCGAACGGAGCAUGUAAUUAUAAUGUUUUUAAAUGAGAGCACGUAAUUGGCCUUAUGAUCUUGUCUAGUUUCUAGCUUAUUUUUUUAUUUCAUACAAAUCUAUAGAUUUUUCUUUAUCCUCUUCUUCGGAAAGCAAUAGCUCCACGGCGCACUCCUGUGUCCCUUCUCUGCACUUAGAGACAUCGAUAACAGCUGAGGCUACUUUAAUUGGCCCGAUCUACUUGAGUCGUCCACUGAUCUGCAGCACUUGCUCUUCGACUCGUUUUCCGCUUAUUGAACACGGCACAAGUCAGUAUCCAUGCCAUGGACAGAAACUGCACGAGGACUCGUCGAGCAAACGACAUCGAGGAAAAAGCAUGUCGUCACAGAGCUGGAAUCGUGACGUCUUAUCGCCCAAUGGACUAAUUAGUGUGUAUUGCUUUGAGGAAAAUAAAACAAAAAAUAUAUAUUUUUACAUAGGGAAUAGAUUUUAAGUACAAUCAUGCUUUGUGCGGAGGGCACUCGUAUAUAAUAUACAGCUAUUUUCAUCGAUUUUCGCGUGAGCAACUAAGUUUUUAUAGAAAAAUCAAUUGAGUUAAAACCUGAAUGCAUGUAUUCAUGAUAUUAUUUAAUGGCCUACAAAUGAAAAAGAAACUUAUGUAGUAAUAUUUUACGGGAAUUUUGAAGAUGAAUUCAGAGUACGACUCGAAGUUAUUAUAAAUUAUUAAAAACUAAAAAUAUGUGAUGGAACUCCUAGUUCUCGUAACAAUAGAAUAAGAAAUAGGCUGUGAUUGUAAUUAGCUUCCUCGAUUUCAAUUUUUCCUCAUCGAAUGAUAAAAUAAUCUCUUGAAUUAUGUUUUUUUUCCUAUUUCCAUUAAAAGCUUAUGAUUAAUUUUGAAACAUAUCAAAAUAUGAAUACACUUACUAAAUGAAUUUUAUAGCCUCGACUAAAAUUGUAUAACAUUUUUAAUAUAAACAACAAAUACGAAUGAUACCACUUAUAUCAGAAAUUGUCGCCAUCUUUCAAUUUGAUACCAAUUUUAAAAAGCAAUAAUCGUGAUAGCUAUAAUAAUCAAGUAACAAUUGUAAAUACAAAUUCGUAGUUUCGAAAAAUUAUGUCAGCACUGCCAUGCUUAUACCCAAUUCGAAAACUAACGAAUGUAGCUUAAUUAUUUUUAAUAAAUAUAUAUUAAUACAUACCCGA